CUUCUUCUCUUUCCCUCGCCGCCGCUGCCAUCUCUGUCGUUAUCGAGUCGUUUGUUCGAGCUCCUUCUCCCUCCCCCGGUCUCUCGCUUCUGGAUCCGCAAUUCACUCUCCUGCGCCUGCCGGUCGUUUUUACAUAAUCUGUCUCUCACAGCAUCAUUGGUCUACCCCCUCAUCACGAAGCGCGUCUUCUCCCUCGACAUAUUAUCACAUACAACAGUCAAGAUGGUGUCCCUCAAGUCACUUCUGGUCACCGCCACCAUGGUUGCCGUCUCGAUAGCUAAGGACUACUACAUCGAUCCCGACAGUGUUCCUUUGUCGACAAGACAGAACUGGUGCAACUCGGAGACGUCGACGUGCCCCAUCAUCUGCCAGCAGACCACCAACAAGAAGACGCUGGUCAACGAGUGUAAUCCUAAAACAUUGAGCUAUGGCUGUCUCUGCGGUGACAACAAGCAGCCCAACAUCUCCGAAUACACCCUGACGCUGCCAUUCUUCAUCUGCCAAGAAUACGUCGUUCAGUGCCGAAACAACUGCGGAGGAGACAACACUUGUGCCUCUAACUGCGCCGAGGACAACCCUUGCGGUGCCACUGAUCCCAAGCGGUACAACACGACCGCCACUGCUACUCAGACUACGGCAGAAAGCACCUCCACUACAGCAGGCCCCGACACCAUCUUCACCGGUACCCCCGGAGGAGGCAGCAGCAGCAGCAGCGGCAAGGGCAAGUCGAUGGCAGCCCCCGCGGUCGAGGUUGGACGAGCCUAUGGACUGGCUGUUCUCCUUGGAACCAUGUUUGUUGGGUUUGCCAUGCUGUAAGACGAUGGUGCUUGAAAAAGAGUCGUGCGAUUAAGCAAACAUUUGGGUGUGCUCGGGAGGAUCGCUCAUAAUGGUUGAUUGGUUUGGUUUCUCAUUGGAGCGUGCGCUUUACAUUGGUAUCCCUCGACGUUGGCAUAUACGUACGGGGUGAGGUUGGACUAUGAAAUUAC
Trichoderma reesei QM6a is the source of this 986-nucleotide messenger RNA. RefSeq lists its product as uncharacterized. The transcript has 4 exons. The record is from RefSeq and is a predicted model, not a curated record. Lineage: Eukaryota; Fungi; Ascomycota; Sordariomycetes; Hypocreales; Hypocreaceae. Bases 223 to 816 code for a protein of 197 amino acids.